CUUCUGAUAGGUUUAUUCUUUGAGGAGUUUGAUUUAGGGUUUUCAAGGUAGUACUAGUAGGUCGUCUUAUUGUUAGUGGAAGUUAUGGCUAGGGCUCUACUUCAGUCAACAAACUUUCCGGCUGCAGUUUAUGGAGAAAGUAAUGGCAAACUUCGAGGAUCUUGGAAGACUAAAAGGACUGUGAAAAUGAUGUGUAAUGUGCAAGCCCCUUCCAAUAGGCUGCGGAGUUUUUCAGGCUUGCGGGGAUCCAAUGCUUUAUACAACAUAGGAAGGUCUAACUGUAAUUUCUAUUCCAAGAUGGCUGCUGCUAUCUCUGUUCCACGAGGGAAGGCCAGUCGAGGAGUAGCUGUAGCAAUGUUUGAGCGCUUCACAGAAAAGGCUAUUAAAGUUAUUAUGCUUGCCCAAGAAGAAGCAAGACGGCUUGGACACAAUUUUGUUGGGACCGAGCAAAUUCUGUUGGGUCUUAUUGGUGAAGGUACUGGUAUUGCAGCUAAGGUUUUGAAAUCCAUGGGCAUCAAUUUGAAGGAUGCACGUGUGGAAGUGGAGAAGAUUAUUGGUAGGGGUAGUGGAUUUGUUGCGGUGGAGAUACCAUUUACUCCUCGUGCAAAGCGUGUAUUAGAACUUUCCUUGGAGGAAGCACGACAACUUGGUCAUAAUUAUAUUGGAUCCGAACACUUGCUUUUGGGAUUGCUUCGAGAGGGUGAAGGUGUUGCAGCUCGCGUGCUCGAGAACCUAGGUGCAGACCCAAGUAACAUCCGUACGCAGGUUAUUCGUAUGGUUGGUGAGAGCACAGAAGCUGUAGGUGCUGGGGUUGGCGGUGGAAGCAGUGGCAAUAAGAUGCCAACACUUGAAGAGUAUGGAACUAACUUGACAAAGAUGGCAGAGGAGGGGAAACUUGAUCCUGUUGUUGGAAGGCAACCGCAAAUAGAACGUGUAACCCAAAUUUUGGGUAGACGUACAAAAAACAACCCGUGUCUUAUUGGUGAACCUGGUGUUGGGAAAACAGCAAUUGCUGAAGGGCUUGCUCAACGGAUUGCUAAUGGUGAUGUUCCAGAAACAAUUGAAGGGAAGAAGGUGAUUACCCUGGAUAUGGGCCUUCUUGUUGCUGGUACGAAAUACCGUGGAGAGUUUGAGGAAAGGUUAAAGAAGCUGAUGGAAGAAAUUAAACAAAGUGAUGAGAUUAUACUCUUUAUCGAUGAGGUUCACACUUUAAUCGGGGCAGGAGCUGCAGAAGGGGCAAUUGAUGCUGCAAACAUCUUGAAACCAGCUCUUGCAAGAGGUGAACUGCAGUGUAUUGGUGCCACAACAUUAGAUGAAUACAGAAAGCAUAUUGAGAAAGACCCAGCUUUGGAAAGGAGAUUCCAGCCAGUGAAAGUGCCAGAGCCUACCGUUGAUGAAACCAUACAGAUUUUAAAAGGACUUCGAGAGCGUUAUGAAAUUCACCACAAGCUACGUUACACAGAUGAAGCUCUAGUUGCUGCUGCACAGCUGUCAUAUCAGUACAUCAGUGAUCGCUUCCUGCCUGAUAAAGCAAUUGAUUUAGUUGAUGAGGCUGGUUCUCGGGUUCGGCUUCGUCAUGCACAAGUGCCUGAGGAAGCCAGAGAGCUUGAAAAAGAAUUAAGGCAAAUUACAAAGGAGAAAAAUGAGUCUGUUCGCAGCCAAGACUUUGAAAAGGCAGGAGAGUUGCGGGAUCGAGAAAUGGACCUCAAAACCCAGAUAGCGAAUAUCAUAGACAAAGGCAAGGAGAAAAGCAAGGCAGAGAGUGAGGCUGGUGAUGUAGGCCCUCUUGUGACAGAGGUGGAUAUUCAGCAUAUUGUCUCAUCUUGGACUGGGAUCCCUGUUGAAAAGGUCUCGACUGAUGAGUCUGACCGCCUUCUAAAGAUGGAAGAGACACUUCACAAGCGGGUCAUUGGUCAGGAUGAGGCUGUCAAAGCUAUCAGUCGUGCCAUCCGCCGAGCUCGUGUUGGGCUUAAAAACCCCAACCGGCCUAUUGCUAGCUUCAUAUUCUCUGGCCCAACUGGUGUGGGAAAGUCUGAACUGGCGAAGGCUUUGGCUGCCUACUACUUCGGCUCUGAGGAGGCCAUGAUUCGGUUGGAUAUGAGUGAAUUCAUGGAGAGGCACACAGUUUCCAAGCUUAUUGGGUCACCCCCUGGUUACGUUGGCUACACCGAAGGUGGGCAGCUCACUGAAGCUGUUCGUCGCCGUCCCUACACUGUGGUCCUCUUUGAUGAAAUAGAAAAGGCUCACCCUGAUGUAUUCAACAUGAUGCUUCAGAUUCUGGAAGAUGGAAGGCUGACGGACAGCAAGGGCCGGACCGUGGAUUUUAAGAACACUCUCCUAAUAAUGACAUCCAAUGUGGGAAGUAGUGUGAUUGAGAAGGGAGGUCGGCGAAUUGGGUUUGAUCUUGACUAUGAUGAGAAGGAUAGCAGCUACAAUCGGAUAAAGAGCCUAGUGACUGAGGAGCUCAAGCAGUACUUCAGACCAGAGUUCCUAAACAGGUUGGAUGAGAUGAUUGUUUUCCGACAACUGACAAAAUUGGAGGUGAAGGACAUCGCAGACAUUAUGUUAAAGGAAGUCUUUGACCGGCUGAAGGCCAAGGAAAUAGAGCUUCAGGUGACAGAGAGGUUUAGGGACAGAGUGGUAGAUGAAGGUUACAGCCCAAGUUAUGGUGCAAGGCCAUUGAGAAGAGCAAUAAUGAGAUUAUUGGAGGAUAGUAUGGCUGAGAAGAUGCUUGCAGGAGAGAUCAAGGAGGGAGAUUCGGUUAUUGUGGAUGUUGAUUCUGAUGGAAAUGUAACUGUGCUCAAUGGAAGCAGUGGUGCUCCUGAACCCGCAAUCCCUCUGUAAUCUGCCAAUACUGAUCUCCAAACAGUACUUGCAUCUUUAUUUAUACUCUCUUGGUCGAAAAGAUUUCCACUGGUGCUCAGUGAAAGUAGAAUGGUAGAUGCCCAAAUUGUAAGGUUGUACUUAUCAAACCAGGUAGUGCCCUUUAUUUUCUUCUCCCCUCCCCCCCAACCCAACCCAACCCAACCCCCUUUCCUUCUCAUGGUAUUAUUAAGAGGAUGUAAUUUAAACUGUUUCUUAGUGGGGGCUCGACAGGAGUAACACAUAAAUCAGAGAUGAAUUUAGGAUGUGUCAAAUAUGCUCUUGGAUUUGCUGUAAGCAGGGUUGCUAUAGAUUUUUCCGUUA
Telopea speciosissima is the source of this 3186-nucleotide messenger RNA. Its product is annotated as ATP-dependent Clp protease ATP-binding subunit ClpA homolog CD4B, chloroplastic-like. Gene Ontology annotation, molecular function: ATP binding; ATP hydrolysis activity; protein binding. The coding region runs from base 85 to 2844 and encodes 919 amino acids. The record is from RefSeq and is a predicted model, not a curated record. Gene Ontology annotation, biological process: cellular response to heat. Lineage: Eukaryota; Viridiplantae; Streptophyta; Magnoliopsida; Proteales; Proteaceae. The transcript is spliced from 10 exons. Gene Ontology annotation, cellular component: cytoplasm.